AUGAGUGUUCUCUCCGCUAAUUUGGGUUUCCCGCGUAUGGGUGCAAAUCGAGAGUUAAAACGUCAAGUUGAAGCAUAUUGGUCAGGCAAAAUUAACGAUUCUGCUCUUUUAAAAGUUGCCGAUGAAUUACGCAAAAAUCAUUGGAUACUUCAAAAGAAUCAACUUGGGUUAGAUAUUGUUCCUAGUAAUGAUUUCUCUUUUUAUGAUCAAGUCUUGGAUCAUGCAUUUACAGUUGGUGCAAUCCCGAAGCGCUAUCGAGAUGUUUUUAUUAAGAAUGAUGAUGAUCUGUUACCCUCUGCAUUAGAAGGUAACAAGCUGUCAACAUACUUUGCAAUGGCAAGAGGAUUUCAACAAUUUCCAGGUGAAGGCUCUGAUUUGCCUGUUAUAGACUUGGAAGCAAUGGAAAUGAAAAAGUGGUUUGAUACAAAUUAUCAUUACAUUGUUCCCGAAUUUGAACCAAACCAGCAGUUCAAGUUGACCAGUAGUAAGUUCCUUGACGAAUAUAAACUGGCAAAAUCUUUCGGUGUUGAAACUCGUCCGGUUUUGAUCGGUCCAGUGUCCUUGCUCCUUCUUGGUAAAGCUAUCCCAAACUCUCCGACAGACUUUAAACCGAUUCAACUUUUAGAAGGACUUUUACCUGUCUAUGAAGAGAUCGUUAGACAUCUAGCUGAAGCUGGAGCAUGUUCUAUUCAAUUUGAUGAACCAUGUUUAGUUAUGGACUUAGAUCCAAAGUUGGCUCAAAGUUAUCACACUGCAUACUGCCGUCUUUCUAUUGCUGCGAAGAAGUCAAGCGGGGAACCAAUAAAGAUACACCUUACAACUUAUUUUGGAGAUAUUGUACCCAACCUAUCCUUUAUAUUUCCUGACCUUCCUAUUGAUGGUCUUCACGUCGAUUUAAUUAGAGCACCUGAACAAUUCGAAUCAGUUCUUAGUGCUGUCGCAAAACAUCCUACACUCCAGUUGUCACUUGGAGUUGUUAACGGGCGCAAUAUUUGGAAAAGUGAUCUAAAUUCUGCUUUUGACACAGUUAGUAGAGCUGUGGCAGUUUUAGGAGCAAAUCGUGUUAUUGUUGCACCAUCAUGUUCAUUACUUCACACUCCACAUUCCUUGGAUGCAGAGACUGAAUUGAACCCUGAAGUUAAAGAUUGGCUUGCUUUUUCUGUUGAAAAGAUUAAAGAAAUUGUUCUUAUCACCAAAUCUGCGAAUAAUGGAAUCGAUAGCAUUAAAGUUGAAUUAGAGGAUAAUCAACGAUCUGUUCAAAUUCGUCGUAAAUCUUCAAAAAUUCAUAAUCCAGCUGUUCAAGAAAGAUUAAAAGGAGUAAAUCCUGAUAUGAAACGUCGCAGAUCAACGUUCGACAAACGCUGGACAAAACAACAAGAAAUUUUCAAGUUACCUCGUUUUCCCACUACUACUAUUGGCAGUUUUCCUCAAACUGGGGAAGUUCGUAAAGCUCGUGCGGCAUUUAAACGUGGUGAUAUGUCAAAAGAGAAAUAUGAUGAAUUCAUUAAAGAUGAAAUAAAGAAAUGUAUUCAACUCCAAGAGAAAAAUGAUCUUGAUGUCCUUGUUCAUGGAGAAUUUGAACGUACUGAUAUGGUAGAAUUUUUUGGAGAACAUUUGGAAGGUUAUGCAUUUACGAAGAAUGGUUGGGUUCAAAGUUAUGGUUCUCGUUGCGUUAAACCUCCAAUUAUUUACGGUGAUGUCUAUCGCCCAAAACCUAUUACCACUGAAGUUGCUAAAUAUGCACAAUCUUUGACCAAAAAGCCAGUUAAGGGAAUGUUAACUGGACCUGUUACCAUGUUACAAUGGUCAUUCGUUCGUGAUGAUCAACAUCGCAAAUUGACUACACAACAACUUGCUUUGGCUAUUCGAGAUGAAGUUACAGACUUGGAAGCCUGUGGAAUUAGUAUAAUUCAAAUCGAUGAGCCUGCUUUACGUGAAGGUUUACCUUUACGUCAUAGCGCAUGGAAAGAAUACUUGGAUUGGUCCGUUGAUUGCUUCCUUCUUGCUAGCAGUUCGGUAGCUGAUAUCACACAAAUUCAUACUCAUAUGUGUUAUUCAGACUUCUUUGAUAUAAUUGAUGCAAUUCGUCGCAUGGAUGUUGAUGUGAUUACAAUUGAGAGCUCUCGUUCUGGUCUAAAGUUUCUGCGCCCUGAAUCAUUCACCUACUCGAAUGAAAUUGGACCAGGAAUUUAUGAUAUACACUCACCACGUAUUCCACGUCAAGAAGAAAUGGAACAUCGAUUAGAAGAAAUGUUGAAACGACUUAAACGUGAUAACAUUUGGGUUAACCCAGAUUGUGGGUUGAAAACCAGAAAAUGGGAUGAAGUUGAUUUAGCUUUGAAAAACAUGACUGAGGUAGCGAAAAAGUUUAGAUAUAAAAAUACAAAUAGAGGAAUAAUAGCUGAAUUUCAUUAUUUUGUUUUCAAAACUGAUUUUAUCAUUUACGUUGGUGACAAAGAUGUAUCACUUAGACGCGAAUAG
Scutellospora calospora is the source of this 2481-nucleotide messenger RNA. The record is from the annotation of a GenBank genome assembly. Lineage: Eukaryota; Fungi; Glomeromycota; Glomeromycetes; Diversisporales; Gigasporaceae.